This is a messenger RNA of Pecten maximus, 3789 nucleotides long. RefSeq names its product vesicle-trafficking protein SEC22a-like. Bases 165 to 1106 code for a protein of 313 amino acids. Gene Ontology annotation, molecular function: SNAP receptor activity. The record is from RefSeq and is a predicted model, not a curated record. Gene Ontology annotation, biological process: vesicle fusion with Golgi apparatus; endoplasmic reticulum to Golgi vesicle-mediated transport; retrograde vesicle-mediated transport, Golgi to endoplasmic reticulum. Lineage: Eukaryota; Metazoa; Mollusca; Bivalvia; Pectinida; Pectinidae. The transcript has 7 exons. Gene Ontology annotation, cellular component: endoplasmic reticulum membrane; Golgi membrane; endoplasmic reticulum-Golgi intermediate compartment.
AAUAGCAACUAGGUGGCGCUGCAUUCCACUUCCGGUUAUACUUAAGCUACUUGCCGACUUCUUCGACAGAUGGUUUAGUACAUAUGUACAACUGUAUGACAUUUAAGUGGAGUGGAUGCUUAUCUGAAUCUCUACUUCUCCUUCAGUGAGCAUCCAAGUGCAAGAUGAUUUAUCAAACGAUGAUAAGUCGGACAUACGAUGGCCACCCAUUGACGGCCAAUACUGACACAUCCAAUCAUCAUCAGGGUUCAGAUGUAAAGGAAGGUCUGAAAAACAUGAAAUUUUUGUCAAGAAUGGCUGGUCGUUUUCAGGAUAGGUGUUCAUUUUAUUUGGAUGCUGUAUGUGUACAUUUCAUAUCUGCCUUGGGCCUGACCUACCUUGUUGUAUGCGAUGCUUCAUACCCACCUGUACUUGCUUUCUCCUUCCUUGACGAGAUACAGAAAGAAUUUCUCAAAAGCUAUGAAAGAAACAAAGUGGAUGCAGUUACCAGACCAUACAGUCUUAUAGAAUUUGAUAUGUCCAUGCAGAAGGUAAAACAGAGAUACAACAACCCUCGGUCAUUGACUACUAAACUAAACCUGGCAGUGUUGAGUGAAGAACUGAAGCUACGACCUCCUUACAUCAUCAGCCCUGAGCAGCUUCGGCCAUCUGAUAACUCCUACAACAUAGAUAACAACAUCAAGUCCAACACAUUCGCUACAUCAGCAUCACGUUACAAACAUGGAAGUUAUGUGCCUAUGGGUCUAAGAACAGUGCUUGCUGUUGGACUGAGUUUAUUUUGUGCUGUGCUAAAUCUGACACGGGGCCUUGCAGUAAUCAACGAUGCUCAUAUAGAGGACUACGACAGUGACCAUUACCAAUAUGCCGCCACAUUUAUUCUAAACUUCAUACUCCUAUUAUAUCAGGUAUACCUCCUGUGUGUGCCAGUGAAGACGCGCAGACCACUGGCAUGUGCCACACUGUUCAGCAUUUGUCUUUGUCAGCUUUACCUCUGGGAAUAUCGCAAUAACUAUCUCAUCAUAUUCCACUUCAUUGUUGCUGUUUUUGGAACAUUUGUAAUAUUUAAACGCAAAGUACAAGAAAAACUUCCACAGUAUACAUUAUGAUAUGUACAUUGUAUAUAUUGUAAUUAAACCAUAUUUUAAUUGGUCAGUGUUCAUUUUUGCAAUAAAUAUAGUUCAACAUUAAAGUUUGUACAGAAUGUCAAACAGUUGUAUUAUCUGGCGUAUUCAUAUCCAAUAAGGAUGUUCCUGUUUAUAUCAUUAUACCCUAACAACCUGAGGUGUCGUCAGUGUGGUUUUAUGACAGGAAUAUUUUAUUUGGUAAACCACUUAUAAAGUGUAUCUAUUGACCCUAUUCCAGAUGUCCUCCAAUGGUUUGUAUAGACCUAGACUUUUAUGUUAUCUUCUGGACUCGGUACCAAGUACUGCCAUCAGUGAGACUGUUUUAUAAGUACUAUUGUCUAGUCAAUGACCAGAGUACAUUUAAAGUAAUAAUAUAUAAUAAUUGUAUCACAUUGAAGUCUGUUGAGGAGACAAGAAACAUACAAAGUGACUAGUGUUGUUUGAAUGGUUGUUUCCUGGUUAAUAUCCGUGUAACUUCAUAUUGAGUAAAUAAAGCCAUAUUUUUAUGUUAUUUUGUUUACUCUGACUUAGUAUUGUUUCAUUUAGAGAAGAUUUCAAUUCAGUUUGAAGGACAUUUUUGAGACUUUGGGGCCAAUUAUAUAUAGAAACAGAUUUUUCAUAAAUUACUAUUCAUUAUCAAUUCAAUCUGAUUAAAAUCAUAUCUUGCACUCCCGUUUUGUAAGACAUAUUGGAGUGUAGCUUACUAUACAGGAGCAUAGAUCAAGAUAUAAUUUUAAUAAGAUCAUUAUCAAUUUAACUUUGAAUAAAUUUGUCUUGAGAGAGCCGAGUGGGGCAAAGUUGUUUAUUUCAUCACAUCAUUUAAUGGAGGCUGUUUAUAUUGAAUCAGUUGUGAUUUUGGAGUAAAACAUUAAGGUGACAUUACCGCAUUAUUGCAUGAUAACAGACAUGUAGAAAUGAUUACAAGCAGUCAGAGGAAACAACAUUUUUUUAUUGGAAAUAUUACCAGGUACUGUUAUAUGAGAGAGUGUUUAAACGAUCAUAUAUCCAUGUCCAUAUCAGAUUUCCUAUAAUGAGUCCUGCUUUCCAAAGUCUACUCUUUAGUUUGGUAGAGUUUUUCUCAGAUGAGACCAUUAUCUUCAGUCACAUAGAAGUUUAUACAGGAUCUAAGUUGUGUAACAGUACUGUGACUAUGGAUAGAAGUUUAUACAGGAUCUAAGUUGUGUAACAGUACUGUGACAAUGGAUAGAUGUUCGUUUUACUUCUCAGUUUAUCAUAGAGAUAUGUUUUAAAUUACAUUGUACAGGGUUUGUAAUUAUAUUGUAUUCCUUGAAUCGAUGUCCUCACCAAUCUGUUUAACAAAUUGUUCCGUGUUAUCUUUAACCCUGGUAAAUACUAGCCGCAGUAUACUGCUUGGCCAGAAAGAAGUUAUUGUAGCUAAAACUUUUAAAUACAUUGUCACAAGACUAGUAGUGCAGAGGUCCUAAGUUCAAAUCCUAGCAGAGCGGUUGAAAUAAAUUUAAUUAAUAAUUACCUCUGUUACAUAUAUAUGACAUUAAGUUGUGUUUUUUAGAGGUCAACAUGUCUCCAUUUUCAUUUUCAAUUUUGUGUUAAAAGGUUGUUGCCAACAAAUGUUUAUUUAUGAUUUGUUUGGAUGAUUACAUAAUGAACCGACAAAUAUUAAAACUAUUUUUUGAUAAAUUCAUUAUUUAUUUUUAUUAAGCAAGGAAAAGUGGAAGAAUUUUCUGGACAAUUUGGAUUUAUUUUUUACACUACCAAUAUGUGAAUUGUAUGGCAUUGAAAAGUCUUUUGCCAGAUAUUACAAUUGUAGCUUUAAAGCUAUAAAUACCGAUGAAUCAUCUGUUUGAAAUCAGCUGUUACAUGGCUACGUUUACUAUGUACUACACCUGAUGUAGCCAUAGUACGACUACAUGUACGUAGUAAAUGUAGCCAUGUAACAGCUGAUUUCAAUCAGAUUGACAAGUGAACACCUUAUAUCAAUAUGAUGCAUGCCAAAUGUUAUUGGAUCUGGAGAUUUUUUUAUGAUUUAUUAAAUUAUAAUGUUAUUGAUAAUAAAUCUCCUAUUGCAGUUAAUUCUAUGAAUUUUUUGUGGUAAAUAAUAUCUACAUCAUAUCAUUAUGAUCCAUAGACUACCCAUGCAACAUUUUAUGAACCAUUGACUUAGGUGAUAGGUCAGUGUUGUACGACACAUUGACUAAGUUCAUAUGUCAGUGUUUUAAUACCCAUUGACUAAGUUCAUAGGUCAGUGAUUUUGUGACCCUAGAUUUAGGUUAUAGUUCAGCAUUUAAUAACCUAUUGACCCAUGUCAUAGGUCAGUGUUUUACUACCUAUUGAUUAAGGUCAUAUGUCAGUGUUUUAUGACCUAUUGACCCAUGUCAUUGGUCAGUGUUUUUUACUCAUUAACAAAUAUCAAAGGUCAGUGUUUUAUAAGCCAUAGAAUUUAUACUUUAUGACCGACAAGGUUGUUGUAAGCAUUUAAUUUUGGUGCACAGUGGCAUAUUAAUGGUGCGCAUAGAGAUAUUGUGUUCUUUUUGAAGAUAAAGACAAGACUUUUACCAUGUUAAUGCUUGUGGAGAAGGGUAUUAUUGAGAUUAAAACAUUUUGCAUGAUUGAAUAAGAUUUAAUUGUUUUUUUUAACAUGUUUUUAAAGCAUAAAUUAAUGAAAUAAAAGUAAAUUGAAUUUUGA